GCAGAGCGCAUACCGCGUGCUAACGAGGAUCACACGCUACUGUCUCGACGAGCAGCUGCACAAACGCGGUGCGCAGGUGUGCGAUAGUAUGUCGUUGCCAGCUAUCAUCGGUUGCUGAUUUCUGCUCGAUGCGACUACGGGAGAUUGCGGUAUUCAAUCGUACUGUCCUGCGACCCGGUCACGUCCUGAUAAGUGUGGGAAGCCCGUGUCUGAUAACACGCGAACGCGAUACCUCACUCCAUUGUGGCUUGUGAGUGGUGCUACGGCUGAGCUGCACGGAUUAUUGCUUCUGAAAUAUGGGAGCCCCACUCCUGGAGCAAGAGCUCUCGCUGUACGAUCCGGCUCUGCUUCUGAGUCUCGAUUUCUUUCGCUCGCCGGCCAAAUUCAAUCCACGCAUCUCGGCAGCUGUCCCAGGAGAACCAUGGCUUAAAGUUCGACCGCUACAGACGGGAGAUUUUCACCGUGGUUUCCUGCAGAUACUGUCGCAGCUGACUAAGGUUGGCGAUGUCUCGCUCACACAGUUCCUCAAUCGUUUCGCGCAGAUGCGAGCGAGCGGCGACUAUUACGUGACGGUCAUCGUGGACACGCGUCUUGACAAGAUUAUUGGCAGCGCGACGCUCGUACUCGAGCGCAAGUUUAUCCACGGAUGUGGCACGCGCGGCCGGCUGGAGGAUGUCGUGGUAGAUGAUACGUAUCGCGGCAAGCAGCUCGGCAAGCUCAUCGUUGUCACGGUAACCCUGCUAGCAGAUCAGCUUGGCUGCUACAAGAUGUCUCUGGAUUGCAAGGACAAGCUGAUACCGUUCUACACGUCGAUCGGUUACGUGCUGGAACCGGGCAACGCCAACACGAUGAACAUACGUUAUGAAGCGGGCGUUGGCGGUGCCGGCGUUGUCAGCAACCGGACGGCCGGCCACGGCAAUCAGCCGGACGAUACGGAGCCCUCCUGACAAUUAGCCACCGGUGCUGCUGUAAAUAGUAAAUCCAAGCUCUAGGAACCUUCCGCUGUUCCGCCGGACCCCACGCACAGGUCGUGUCCGGGCACGCUUGCCAACGCAAAAUUCCGAAAAUCACCGCGUAUUUUUUUUAUUUUGCAAUUGGAUUUACUUAUUCACAGGACCCCGGGGGAGCCAGUGCUAUUAGCAAUGAAGCAGUCAUUUGCGCAUUUGCAAUACUUGCCCCCGGCAGCAGCAUCUGGUACAUAAUAGGAUUGUUUUUAAUUUGACCUUUUAUUUUUAUAAUUUCUUCUCCACUUACAGUGUUAGUAGUUUAAACUUUUAAAACAUUUUCUUCAAAGCUAGCUAGCUUUUAAAAUUUUACUUCAAUUGUACAUGGUGGUUGUGCUUGAGCUUAUUACGAACUUGGGUAAUAAAAUUAAAAUAAAAACGAA
Molecule: messenger RNA, 1387 nt
Organism: Anopheles darlingi
Lineage: Eukaryota; Metazoa; Arthropoda; Insecta; Diptera; Culicidae
Gene: Gnpnat
Product: probable glucosamine 6-phosphate N-acetyltransferase
Exons: 4
Coding region: 297-947 (216 amino acids)
Biological process (GO): UDP-N-acetylglucosamine biosynthetic process
Cellular component (GO): endoplasmic reticulum; endoplasmic reticulum-Golgi intermediate compartment; Golgi apparatus
Molecular function (GO): glucosamine 6-phosphate N-acetyltransferase activity; monosaccharide binding
Source: RefSeq, a predicted model, not a curated record